CUUCCUCCUCUGGUGGGGGCGAGAGCCACACCCCAGCCUAAGCUAGGGUCGGCAAGUCCCCCAACGGGCUGUUAGACAAGUGAGUUUCACUUCCUGCCAGCCCCAAAGUUAGGGCAGGAUGUCUGGGGGUGGAAUGAGGUACAAGAGGAGGGGCCCUCGGCCCCACGUUAGGCAAGCCCCGAGGGGAGCUGCUGUAGGUCUCCUGAGUUUCCCUUUUGCAAAGAGACUGAACUGAAAGGGUGAUCCUAACCUGAUGAAACUAUGCCAAAAGAACCACUGAGUUCUACCAGUUUUUCCAGGUUCCCCCUCCAGUUUCAAGCACAAAGGCUACUACGGAUGUGGGUGUGUGGAAGGAGAGGAUAGAGUGGAAAACAUUAGGUGGGAGAGGAUUGGGGGAAGGAACGUAUACGUGUUAAUAGUUGCAAAUUAAAUGCAAAACAGCAUCCAAAUGAAUGCUGCUUACUCGGCAGUCAUCUUAGCUGGGCAGCCGCUGCUGGGUGCAAGAAGGAAGCUGCUGAUUUGUUAGGUUGGGACCUCCAAUAGUCGUAUUUCUAAGUAACGGAAUGUUCAUGUGUGGCAUAUUGUUAUUGUUACUCAGUUUGAAAAAAGGGCUUCCAAGUGAUUUAGUUCUAGCCCGAAAGCUUUCCGUCUUCCCCCGACAGGGAGGACUCUUGGGCAUUAGCCUUAGCCAAAGCAGAAGGAUGAGGCAGAAACAAUUUCCGUGGUAAAGUGCUGCAUAAAUGUCAGCAAUUUGCAGACAGUGAGGGGUGGGCUGGGGUAAAGGAGAGGAGAAAAGCGAAGACUGGGAGGGAGAAACCAGCAGCCAAGGGCCUUCCCAGCCUCCGAGGAAGCAAGUCGAGACGGAAUUUAGCUUGGGGGACGUGGUCGAGGGCGGGAAGAUUUGCAGUUAGUAAAAGGGGAGGGGAGAAGGGCAGAAAUGGGGAGUGCUGGAAGGGCUGCAGGGUCAAGCCCAACCCCUCCGAUCACGCCCCUCCCUCCUUCCCUCUUUCUCUUUCUUCCCGCACCCUCGGGGUAGAGCCGUAGACCAAGAGACGCUGAUCGAGCGCCGACUCUCUGCGGGGCGCGCACGCCGGCGGCCCGGGCCUGCAGCGUCUCCUUUCCUUUCGUCUUUGCGGCGCCGCCCGUCGAGGGAUGUCGUCCAGCCGCCAGCCCGUUCCCGAGGACGAGCUGAAAGGUAAAUAUAUUGCUUCAACCCAGCGACCAGACGGGACCUGGAGGAAGCAGCGGAAAGUGAAAGAAGGUUACGUGCCUCAAGAAGAAGUUCCUGUGUAUGAAAACAAGUAUGUAAAGUUCUUCAAGAGUAAACCCGAACUACCUCCCGGGCUGAGCCUAGAGGCUGGGGUCCCAACCCCACCCCGGCUAGACAGUGGUGAACCAGGCCUUUCUAAGACUGCCAAACGCAACCUGAAACGCAAGGAGAAGAGGCGGCAGCAGCAAGGAAAGGGGGCAGCAGAGACCUUGAGCCGGACUCUGGAUAAAGUGUCAUUGAAGGAGCCAGCACAGCUGCCAAGUGUGCCCCCUGCUCCCCGAGCUGCCCCUGCCACAAACCCUGACAAACCCGACACACUUUCCACCACUGAGAAAGCCAAGAAGAUAAAGAACCUGAAGAAGAAACUUCGUCAGAUAGUGGAGCUGCAGCAGCGCAUCCAGAGUGGGGAGAUCAGUCAUCCCAGCAGAGAGCAGUUAGAAAAACUGGCGAGGAGGGGGGCCUUAGAAGAAGAGUUGGCGGACUUGGAGUUAGGCUUAUGAGGCUCCUCGUGGACUGGGAAUGUGGACUGUAGGAUAAACCGUGAUGUUCCCUCAGAGGGGCCUGGGGACUGUGGUGGCGGCAGCAGCAGCCUGGAGUUACGUGCCCUGCUCUCUGCCCUCCUAUUCUUGCCCCGCUAUCUCUGGCCCAGACUUUCCUUCCAGAGCCUCGCCUCUCCAUUAAUCCUCACCUUGAGCCCUUUUCGGACUCUACCCUUCCCUUUCCCUGUGUCUGGAAUCUCAGUGACUGUCCCAGGUACCACUCUUCCUGGUUUGGGGUUUUUCUUUUUUAUUUGGGUGGGUGGGUAGAAUGGGUCAGGGUCUCAGGAAGGGCUGAACUUAGGGUGGGGAUGGGUGACUAUAAACUCUUGGAUUCUUGGUUCCUGUUUAGUGUUUUGGGGUUAUUUCCAUUCUACCCCGUUCCUUUUUUCCUUUUUUUUUUUUUAAAGAAUAAGAUAAUAAAUCCCAAGUAGAGAUGUUU
This is a messenger RNA of Phascolarctos cinereus (koala), 2248 nucleotides long. NCBI's taxonomy places the organism in Eukaryota, Metazoa, Chordata, Mammalia, Diprotodontia, Phascolarctidae. The record is from RefSeq and is a predicted model, not a curated record.